This is a messenger RNA of Calliphora vicina (urban bluebottle blowfly), 790 nucleotides long. Its product is annotated as calcyphosin-like protein. Gene Ontology annotation, molecular function: calcium ion binding. The coding region runs from base 105 to 764 and encodes 219 amino acids. The record is from RefSeq and is a predicted model, not a curated record. Lineage: Eukaryota; Metazoa; Arthropoda; Insecta; Diptera; Calliphoridae. The transcript has 6 exons.
AUUUCAAAGUGGUCAAAGACACUACAACGUCCGGUGUAGUGAUAUAAAAUUUAAAUAAAUUUUAAAUAAAAUAAUUGGUUUAGAAACACAACAAAUAAAUAAAAAUGUCAGACGAAGAUAAUCUAAGAAUAAGAAAUCUGUAUUCCAGCGAAGCCAAGUUAGCGCAAAAAUCUCAACGCGAAUUAACAGAUGGUACCGAAAAAGAUGUAUUGACAAAAUUGCGUUUAUUGUGUUUGAGUCGUGGUGCCACAGGCAUCUCAGGACUGGGCAGAGCCUUUCGCAAUAUGGACGAUGAUGGCAGCAAAGCAUUAAAUGAGGAGGAAUUUGUCAAAGGUAUACGUGAGUUUGGUCUGGACUUAUGUGAUGAAGAGCUCAAGGAAUUGUUUGAAACUUUCGAUGAAGAUGGUAGCGGCUCCAUUAAUAUGACUGAAUUUUUAUUAAAAUUACGUCCACCCAUGCCACAAAGUCGUCUAGACAUUAUUGAUCAAGCAUUUAAUAAAAUGGAUAAAAAUGGUGAUGGUGUUAUUACGGUGGAAGACUUGAAACAUGUUUAUUCUGUGAAGGAGCAUCCAAAGUAUGAGACUGGCGAAAUGACUGAAGAUGAAUUGCUGAGAGAUUAUUUGAAUAAUUUUGAAGGAGUACGUGGCAAUAAUGAUGGAACUAUAACAAAGGAAGAGUUUACAAACUACUACGCUUCGAUAAGUGCAUCCAUUGAUAACAACAUGUAUUUUGAUUUAAUGAUGAGACGUGCCUUUACUCUCUAAACUUUCUUUGGAAUUGAUGUAAUUUA